AUGACCGGCCAGAGCCUGUGGGACCUGUCGGAGGCCAACGUCGAGGAUGGAGAGAUCCGCAUCAACGUAGGAGGCUUCAAGAGGCGGCUGCGGUCGCAUACGCUGCUGCGCUUCCCCGAGACGCGCCUGGGCCGCCUGCUGCUCUGCCACUCGCGUGAGGCCAUUCUGGAGCUCUGCGAUGACUACGACGACGUCCAGCGUGAGUUCUACUUUGACCGCAACCCCGAACUCUUCCCUUAUGUCUUGCAUUUCUACCACACCGGCAAACUUCACGUCAUGGCCGAGCUGUGCGUCUUCUCCUUCAGCCAAGAGAUCGAGUACUGGGGCAUCAACGAGUUCUUCAUCGACUCCUGUUGCAGCUACAGCUACCAUGGCCGCAAAGUGGAGCCCGAGCAGGAGAAGUGGGAUGAGCAGAGUGACCAGGAGAGCACCACAUCCUCCUUCGAUGAGAUCCUGGCCUUCUACAACGACGCCUCCAAGUUUGACGGGCAGCCCCUGGGCAACUUCCGCAGGCAGCUGUGGCUGGCGCUGGACAACCCUGGCUACUCAGUUCUGAGCAGGGUCUUCAGCGUCCUAUCUAUCCUGGUGGUGUUGGGAUCCAUCAUCACCAUGUGCCUCAAUAGCCUGCCAGACUUCCAAAUCCCUGACAGCCAGGGCAACCCUGGCGAGGACCCCAGGUUCGAAAUCGUGGAGCACUUUGGCAUCGCCUGGUUCACAUUUGAGCUGGUGGCCAGGUUUGCUGUGGCCCCUGACUUCCUCAAGUUUUUCAAGAAUGCCCUAAACCUUAUCGACCUCAUGUCCAUCGUCCCCUUUUACAUCACUCUGGUGGUGAACCUGGUGGUGGAGAGCACACCUACCCUGGCCAACUUGGGCAGGGUGGCUCAGGUCCUGAGGCUGAUGCGGAUUUUCCGCAUCUUAAAGCUGGCUAGGCACUCCACUGGCCUCCGCUCCCUGGGGGCCACCCUGAAAUACAGCUACAAAGAAGUAGGGCUGCUUUUGCUCUACCUCUCCGUGGGAAUUUCCAUCUUCUCGGUAGUGGCUUACACCAUCGAAAAGGAGGAGAACGAGGGCCUGGCCACAAUCCCUGCCUGCUGGUGGUGGGCUACGGUCAGUAUGACCACUGUGGGGUACGGGGAUGUGGUCCCAGGGACCACAGCAGGGAAGCUGACUGCCUCUGCCUGCAUCCUGGCAGGCAUCCUAGUGGUGGUACUGCCCAUCACCUUGAUCUUCAAUAAAUUCUCCCACUUUUAUCGACGCCAAAAACAACUCGAGAGUGCCAUGCGCAGCUGUGACUUUGGAGAUGGAAUGAAGGAAGUCCCUUCCAUCAAUUUAAGGGACUACUAUGCCCAUAAAGUUAAAUCCCUCAUGGCAAGCCUGACAAACAUGAGCAGGAGCUCACCAAGCGAACUAAGUUUAAAUGAUUCUCUGCAUUAG
Equus quagga is the source of this 1434-nucleotide messenger RNA. RefSeq names its product potassium voltage-gated channel modifier subfamily S member 2 (gene KCNS2). Lineage: Eukaryota; Metazoa; Chordata; Mammalia; Perissodactyla; Equidae. Gene Ontology annotation, molecular function: voltage-gated potassium channel activity; protein binding. Gene Ontology annotation, biological process: potassium ion transmembrane transport; regulation of delayed rectifier potassium channel activity; protein homooligomerization. The transcript has a single exon. Gene Ontology annotation, cellular component: voltage-gated potassium channel complex; membrane. The record is from RefSeq and is a predicted model, not a curated record. The coding region runs from base 1 to 1434 and encodes 477 amino acids.